AUGAAACUAGCCCAAACUGUGCAGCUGCUCUUCCAAGAAAUUACUAGAUUUAUGGAUAUGCACAAAGAAGAGUCAUCUUUAAUGAAAAGAGUGCCAGAAAAGAUAGAAAACAUGCCGGAAAUAGAGCAGAUAAUCGAUAGAGACAUUCAUAGACUACGUUUUUGUGUAAGAAGCUCUGACGGAGAGGAAGAAGCAAGCGAAAUAGAUAAAAACAGCAAGCCUGUUAUGUAUCUAAGAAAAAUAGCAGCCAAGCUAUAUAGCAUAGAGGAGUACUAUCAGGAGAUUCUGGACUUUCUUAUUCCUAUAAUAUAUACGGAGGUGGCGGCAGACAAAGAUGUAGAGUACUCAAAGGUAGAAAAAGACUGCAUGGCCAUAUACGAGAGCUUUCUUUACGAGUAUCUGAAAAACCAGUAUGCGCUUGCGCUUCGCUAUGAAACAACGCUGCAGAAAAUGGAGGGAUACUAUAUUGUCAAGGAAAUAGACUUUGAGCAGAUAAAAGGGACGUUUAUUGAGCUAUCUCACACAGCACUGUGGUUCUCCAGAACAUUUGCCUAUGAAGACCUAGUUUACAUAUACGCAUAUUUACUCAGAUCAGAGCUGCAUGCCCCAUAUGUAUUUUUCUUGGCAUCCAUUCGCAUUAUUCGGGAAAGAGAGGAAGUAAAGCCAAUGUUUGAUCUAAAGAAAAGGUCUGCCAUACUGGGGGAGAAGAAAAUGAAAGGGCUUAUUGUGAAGAGCAAAGAGCUAGAUAAAAAAAUCGGACAUUUUUUCAAAGAUGGUCUUUUGACAAAUAAAACAACGGCAUUUAUGGUGCUUGCUGGUGUUGGGAUUGUUGCUGCAGUGGCUGCAGGAUUAUGCAUGUCUAGACACAAGUCAACUAAAGAAUGA
This is a messenger RNA of Nematocida ausubeli, 885 nucleotides long. RefSeq lists its product as uncharacterized. The coding region runs from base 1 to 885 and encodes 294 amino acids. Lineage: Eukaryota; Fungi; Microsporidia. The transcript has a single exon. The record is from RefSeq and is a predicted model, not a curated record.